Messenger RNA from Gadus morhua (Atlantic cod), 4849 nucleotides. It is a transcript of the gene lzts3b, whose product is annotated as leucine zipper, putative tumor suppressor family member 3b. NCBI's taxonomy places the organism in Eukaryota, Metazoa, Chordata, Actinopteri, Gadiformes, Gadidae. Bases 375 to 3503 code for a protein of 1042 amino acids. Gene Ontology annotation, biological process: regulation of dendritic spine morphogenesis. Gene Ontology annotation, cellular component: dendritic spine. The transcript is spliced from 8 exons. The record is from RefSeq and is a predicted model, not a curated record.
CCUGCAGCCAGAGGGGCGGUGCCAGAGGUGGGUGUGUGUCUCAGCUGAUGCGCGCAUCAACCGACCGACUCCAUCAUCAGCAUCCGACGCUGACAGACAGUGGGGACAGAAUCUAAAAUAUUGUCGACAGAUUAUGACAAUUUGAGAUCAUUCUCAAGCAACGCGACAAAGGCUUUCCGCGCCGCCCGUGACAAUACCGUUCGCUGGGUCUGCCAUCUCGAAAACCGCGGAGCUGCAAAUAUGUGUGUGCCCCCACUACCUGCAUUAGGUUGUGAUGACCCACACUACUUCCAAGUGUGAUGUGUGUGUGACCCUCCCCUUCAAACCCUGACUCCUAACCUUUCAUCCCUGACCUUUGACCCCCCCCCCCUGCUAUGGGCAGUGUUGGGAGUGGGGUGGCCGGAGAGCAGGAGUUUGCCAUGAAGUCAGUGGGCACACGGACCACGCUGCCCCGGGCCCCCCCGCUCUCUCGCCGCUGUCCCGACCGGAGCUGCAGUGCCGAGCGGCUGCCGCGCCCCCCGGCCACUGUCUCCGAUGGGACCGCCUCGAGUGACGAGCGGGGCAGCGUUAGCAUUGGCACUGGGACUUGUACCGGGACCGACCGGCCCACGGAGACCGCCUCCUCCACCAACGCCACCGAGUGCACCGUGGCCGUCCCGUCCAACAACAACGCCCAGAUGGACUGUGGGAACGUAGCGGGACGGCGGGAGAGGGAGUGGGAGCGGGAGAGGCAGCGGGAGAGAGGCCGGGACCGGGACCGCGACCGCGACUGGGACCGGGAGCGGCUGGAGAGGGAGCGGGAGAGGGAGAGGAACCGCGAGCGGGAGAGGGAGCGGGUGGAGAGGGAGAGGCUGGAGCGAGAGCGGGAGAGAGAGAGGGAGAGAGCCAGGGAGCGGGAGCGGGAGAGGAUCGAACGGGAGAAGAUCGAGAGGGAACGGGAGAGGGAGAGGGAGAGAGAGAGGGAGAGAGAGAGGGAGAGACUGGAGAACGAGAGGAUGGAACGAGAGAGGGAAAGGGAGAGAGAGAGAGAGAUGCACAGCGGCGGAGGUAUAGAUUCGUGUGGGAACUUUGUGAGCUUAGGAGCAAACGAGAAGAAGAGCGGAGGUAUGAAUCAACACCAACACAGAGAGAUGGCGGCCGCCAGAGUGGACGGCGACACCAAUCCAGCCAGUCAGAACCCUCCCAACCACAACCCUCCCAAGAUACUUCCUGUUUCCGGGAAACUGGAGCAGAACAACUCGGGGCUGGUCCGUCCUUCAGCCUUCAAGCCGGUGGUCCCCAAGAGCUUCCACUCCAUGCAGAACCUGGUGGUCCAGUCGGGGGGAGCGGGCGGCGAGGGCAAGGCAGACGGGCGGAGCGAGGGGAUGGGCGAGGGCAGGGGCGGCAGGCGAGGCAGGGACGGUGGUGGGGAGGCGGGGGGGGAGGUCCCCGAGGCGCUGCUCCUGGACCAGGACAGCCCCAUCCGGGUCGGGCUGAGGAGCGAGGGGGGGCCGAUGAGCAACGAGAUGGCCCAGGGAGGAAUGUCCGACUCGGGGCGCAACUCCCUCACCAGCCUGCCCACCUACACGGGGUCCGGGUCGGGCUACGGACCCCCCGCUGUGCUGGGGCCCCUCAGUGCGUCCACCAGCCACAUCAACAGGCUGGGCACGGCAGGAGCGGCCGCCGGGCUGGAGAAGCUGGAGAAGCCCGGUUACCAGAACGGCCUCAGCGCCUCAGACAGCGGCCGCUCCUCCUCGGGGAAGAGCUCCUCGUCCUAUCAGAGGCUGAGCCACAUGAGUGACGCCCCGGCGCCGCUACGCCCCUCCCCUUCCUCCGAUGACAUCAUCCAAGACCUGGAGGACCGGCUGUGGGAGAAAGAGCAAGAGGUGCAGCACAUCCGCCGCAACCUGGACCAGAGCGAGGCGGCCAUCAUCCAGGUGUUUGAGGAGAAGCAGCGUGUCUGGGAGCGCCAAAUGGACGAGCUGAGGCAGAACUAUGCCUCGCGCCUGCAGCAGGUGACCCGUCGGGCCCAGCGCUCCCAGACCGCCCUUCAGGCUCAGAUCACUCGGCUGUCCCAGGACAAGAGGCGGCUCCAGGAGGAGAUGGCUGCCCUUCUGGCCCAGAGGGAGGAGCUGGAGAGGAAGUGUCUGGACUACCGGAAGGAGCAGGCGGACAUACUGCCCCGUCUGGAGGAGACCAAAUGGGAGGUUUGUCAGAAGGCCGGUGAGAUCUCGCUGCUCAAGCAGCAGCUGAGGGAGAGCCAGGCGGAGGUGACCCAGAGAGCUGGGGAAAUGGUGGCCCUCAGGGGCCAGCUGAAGGAGCUCAACGCCCAGCUGAGGGAACGGGAGGACGCUAUGCUCGGUCUGAAGGACUCAUACAGCUCCAAGAGUCGUGAGCUGGAGAAGUGCGAGGGAGAGCUUCGAAGGACUCUGUCUGAGGUUUCUAUGCUCCGGGAAAAACUGGGUGUCUUCGAGGCAGAGGUGCUCAGUCUGAAGCGAGCUCUGAGUGAGGUCGGCAGGGGACACGAGAUCUCCAUGGCCCCCAACUUGGCGGCGGCGGGGCUCUUGCCCCCGUGGGGGAUGAUGCACUGCCCUAGGAGCUCCUCUGAUCCCUCCUCCGGCGCCCUCAGCUCCACGUCGGACAACCUGCUCAGCCUGCAGAGCGACGAGGCCAAAGCCCAGCGGCAGGAGGCUCAGAGGCAGGAGAGGCAGCAGCGCGAAGAGGCCCAGUGGCGAGAGGCUCAGCACCGCCAAGACGCCCACAUCAGCCAGGACCUGCACAUGCGCCAAGAGGCCCAGCUCCGCCAGGAGGCCCAAGUCCGUCAUGAAGUCCAGCUCCGUCAGGAGGCCCAAAUGCGUCAGGAUGCUCAAAUGCGCCAAGAAGUGCAGCUCCGCCAGGAGGCCCAGCACCGUCAGGAGGCCCAGCACAGACAAGAAGGACAACUGCGUCAAGAGCUGCAGCUACGACAGGACAGCCAAUUGUGCCAAGAACUGCAGCUCCGCCAGGCGGGGGACGAGGCCGGGGACCUGCGCAGGCAGCUGGAGCAGCUGCAGGCCACGCUGAGGCUGGAGCGGCAGCAGCGCGAGCGCCAGGCCCUGAACUUUGACCAGGAGCGACACACCUGGCAGGACGAAAAGGAGCGGGUUCUGAAGUACCAGGCGCAGCUGCAGCUCAGCUACGUGGAGACGCUGCAGAAGAACCAGGCCCUGGAGAAACGCAUGGGGCAGAUGGGAACCAAGGUGGCCACGACCACGACCACCACCAUCACCACCACCUCGGCCCCGCCCUCCACCUCGUCCUCCGGCUCGCCUCCUCCUCCACCACCGCCGCCCCCGCCACCACCAGCACCACCAGCAGCACUUUCCCCUCUCUCCUCCCAGGCCACAGCCUCCCUCCAGUCCCCCAUCGCAUUGACCCUGUCGCCACCGUGUGAGGACCAGAAGGGACCGCCUUCGCUCCACCAGCUGGCCCCGCCCUGGGUGGGACCCACGCGCCUGGAGAGGAUAGAGUCCACUGAGAUAUGAAGAACGCAUACCAACAACAAAACAGUAAAGAAUACACCCAGAUAUAAGGCCUACCAAUCGAACAACACCACAGAAAACAAAAGAACAGCUUCUCUCAUCUCAGUCUAGAGUCAAAACAACAGUGUUCAUGUAAAUAUACCACAACACACUUCAAAGAUACACACGCCAAACAGCAACAAAGGCCUUUGUUAGAACGCUCCACAGUGACCAGAAGGUAGGAUCGAUCGUUACCUUUCAUCACCCAAGGUUUCAUGGUGAGGAGCCUUUUUGUCGGUUGGUUGCUAACUGAUUCUGCGUUACCAGCCAUCUUUUAGUCCAAAGUGGUGGGAAGGCACACAACUAAAUUAUUUGAUUACAGCGCUGAACCCCGGUUCAAAAGAAAACAACCACACACAAAAAAUCAGGGAUAUUCAGAAAUGAUUGAUAUAGCGUGGUAUUUAUUCAUGAAGUGUGUGUGCAAGUGGUUACAUAUAAAAUCAAUAAUUAGUGAUUCGAAUGUGUGAUGGAUACUUGCGUCGUCGGCCACAGAGCGCCUUAUUCUAUGCUUUGAGGCAUUUUCUCGAACCCAAUGGCCUAUCAAUGACGACAUAAAUCUUAGCGAUAUCAUAAUUUUAGUAGUUAAACUAUCUUAUUGAAUUCAACCAAUCUGGCUGCUUUAUCAGUUACAUUAUUAUGUUGCCAAUGACCAGAUGAGUACAUUUAAAACCCAGCAUAUUGACUCUCAACAAUUUCAAAUUCUGUAAAAAGCAAAACAAGCAGGUCAAAGACUGAUUUAUUAAUUAAUUUGAAUUCAUAUUAUGCAUGGAGUUCAAUGUGAAAGACACAUCUCAAUGCAUUAUUAAGAACUACAAAGUUUAUAUUUUAUAUAAAAAGGGAAUUAAAUGAGUAUGUUUGGUAGAUAAUCCUCCCCAUCUCUGAUCGGUUUACUACAUUCAGGGAUGGGAGAGACAUGCCUUCUCUAAAAAAAUAAGAACACUAGGGGUCGUCAGAGAGCUUUCUACUCCCUUCUCUUUUGACUCAAAAUGGUUCCUACCAUCUUCAACAAAAGGGCAACAAGGUGUACAUAUAAUGAAAGCACACGAUCUGAAUCAAGUUAUAUUUUAAUAGUGUCAUUCACAUUGUGCUUUCACAGCCAAGAAAAUAGGAUCGUUUGGUUAGUAACCCCAAAGCUGAGAAGUUAUAUAGAAUGUAAGUCAUACUAGAGCAAGAUCCUUAAAGUUGUUAUAGAUUAUAAGUAUUUGUGAGUGUGGUUCUCUGUGUGUGUGUGUGUGUGUGUGUGUGUGUGUGUGUGUGUGUGUGUGUGUGUGUGUGUGUGUGUGUGUGUGUUUGUGUUUAUGUGUGUGCGG